This is a messenger RNA of Toxorhynchites rutilus septentrionalis, 3064 nucleotides long. Its product is annotated as synaptic vesicle glycoprotein 2B-like. The record is from RefSeq and is a predicted model, not a curated record. Gene Ontology annotation, biological process: transmembrane transport. Gene Ontology annotation, molecular function: transmembrane transporter activity. Gene Ontology annotation, cellular component: membrane. The transcript is spliced from 6 exons. Bases 916 to 2649 code for a protein of 577 amino acids. NCBI's taxonomy places the organism in Eukaryota, Metazoa, Arthropoda, Insecta, Diptera, Culicidae.
UACUCGUAUCAUUGACGGAAACACGGGUGAUUUGCGAUACCGUUCGAAUGUUUAUAAUCAUAACGGCUGCAAAAAAUUGACCUAGGCAAUUUUAGGAGGAAAAAACCGCGCGGACUAUAACGGCAAAACUCACAACAUUAAAUCAUUGUUUUCUACUCCAGCAAUUGAAAGGCCCUGUUAUGUGUGGUCUGUCGUAGCCAAACUACUACUUAGAUGAACAACACGUUACGUGCGAUUUUGGCAAAAUUGUUGGGUCUACGGUCAGGUUGCUACUAAGAACAAGUUUGUAGGAAACACGUUUCGCGCGUUAUCCACCACCAGACUCAAACAAGCCGACACGGUCCAGCCCAUUUGCUACAUUUGCUGAUACUUACUCGUGCUACUGCAAAAAAACAGAAACGGCGGAAUCGCUUUUGUUUGCCUUCCUCAUUCUUCUGAUUUAUCGGGAAUUGUAUUAACUUGCCACGAGUAUUUCACGAAUAUAACGCGCUUUGUGAUAAGCGGAAGUGACAUUCAACUGUGAAUUCGUUGGGGCCAAUAAAAUCUGUGACGAAGAUUGCCCAUUGGAUGCGGAGCUAAUUCAGUGUCAGUGAUAGAGUGAUAAUACAGCAAGAGUUGCAGCAUAGUGCAUCAGAGAGUUCAAAGUGAACUGGAAUUUGUGUAAAUGUUACUUGCCACCCAAAACCACAUUAGUUUCAAAUCAGUUAAGAAAUUUUUACUUCGACCUCGUGAAGAUCUUUGAAAACGAAGGUCAACACCAAAAACAUCUGGGAGAGUUAAGUUCCAACCGUUGAGACCCGAAAUAAAAGGCUUACAAAAAUCUCCGUUACUCCGUUCAUUUUCAUUUCUACUUGAUUGAGGCGCAUUUUUUUGGCAGCAGCGAAGGGGAUACCAACAAAAGCUCGUCCACAUAGGAUGGUAGAAACUGAACCUGAUUCAAAUACCUCAAAGUAUACCGAUGUAAAAGACGAUAGAGUAGCAAACGGCGUCGGUACCCCUAUCGAGCACCCGCACACCGUCGAAGUGCCGUCGGAAAAGCCCAGCAAGGCGGACCAUAUCCACCAAACCGGACUGCAGAUUGCCUCCACGAAGCAGCAGAUCAAAGCGUCGCUCGAUCCCGAGCGAGGCUACACCAGCAAAGCUGACUUCGAGCAGGCAAUAGAGCUCACUGGUUAUGGCAGAUUUCACUACAUCUUACUAGCAAUAUGUGGUCUUGUAAGCACCAGCGAGGAGAUGGACGUCAUCUCGAUGUCUUUCAUCCUACCCUCGGCGCAGUGCGAUCUCGACCUGAAUACUCAAUCCAAAGGAUGGCUCAAUUCGAUCAUUUUCAUUGGCAUGAUGGUUGGAGCUUACGUUUGGGGAAGCGUUGCCGACUCGCUGGGUAGGAAGAAAGUCCUCAUCGUUAUCUCCAUCAUGAACGCCAUCUGUAUUGUCGCAUCUUCAUUCUCGCAGAAUUAUGAAGUGUUCAUGCUGUUUCGUUUCCUCAAUGGAGCUGCAUUGGGUGGCAGUGGGCCUGUAAUUUGGUCAUAUUUUGCGGAAUUCCAACCGAAAGCUAAGCGAGGAUCUAUGUUGAGUUUUAUGGCUGCGUUCUGGACUAUUGGUAAUCUUCUGGUUGCUGGUCUAGCCUGGCUCAUCAUUCCAACAAAUAUUGGCUUUCACACCGCAAGCUUCACCUUUAACUCCUGGCGCAUAUUCUUGAUGGUAUGCUCAAUUCCAUCAUUCAUCGUAGCGGGUCUACUUUUAUAUCUACCAGAAUCUCCAAAGUUCCUGCUGUCGCAAGGAAAAAUAGAAGAAGCUCUUGCUAUAUUCCGCGGUAUUUACGUUACGAACACCGGAAAACCACAAGAAUUGUAUCCAGUGAAGGAGUUGUUAAUCGACGAAAAACUCAAGAAUGAGCUAGAGGAAGUCAAGAAACCCAUCAAGAACAAGUACAAAAGGAUGCUGUAUAACAUUAUGGACAACAGCAAGCAGUUGUUCAUGUCACCAAUUCUGAAGUUCACCACUAUCUCCAUCACUAUCAACUUCACGUUCCACAUAGGUUACUACGGCCUGAUGAUGUGGUUCCCUGAGCUGUUCAAUCGCUUCGAUGAGUUCGCACGUGCGCACCCAGAUGUUGAAGAAGCCUCCGUCUGUCAAGUCACCGAUUAUGUUGUCAGUCUUGGCUCACACUCGAAUACCGGGGUAUGCUCGGCCACCAUUCCAAGCACAGUGUUUCUCGAAUCACUCAUCACUGUGGCCGCUGCAUUGCCAGCAAACGUAAUUGCUGUACUUGGAAUGGAUAAACUAGGUAGAAAAUUCUUCCUUGUGUUUAGUACAAUGUCAGCCGGUUUAUGCUCCGCAUCGAUGUAUUUCAUCACCAAUAAACAUCAGAAUUUAGCCGUAUCGGCUGUCUUCAGUGGUGUUAUAUCGAUGGGCAAUGCAUCGCUGGAUUGCCUUAUAACCGAGGUAUUCCCAACGAAUUUAAGAGCUACUGGUGUGGCCAUUUCAAUGGUAGCAGCCCGACUUGGUGGUAUUAUCGGUAAUGUCGUGAUAGCCACACUUCUCGACAUGUACUGUCCUGCGCCAACAUUCAUCGUUGCGGUCCUAUUGGCCAGCGGUGGUCUGAUGUGCCUCUUCUUGCCGAACACUACAAGGACAGCAUUGUCGUAACCGUCAAUCGAACGUACAUACGUAAAAGGAUUCAAUCCCGAAGCUAGUGAUGUAGAAUUACGAUCUAAACAAAUGUCAUUUUCUUCUAUUCGAAGUUUCUUUUACCAUUGCUCUUUUGUAAAAUCUGCUAUGUUUUCAAACCUCCAUUUAUUUCUUGUUCUUAACCUCACAUGAAAUCUCAAAUCACAUCGAAAGAUCUUGUAAUCAAUGAAUUUAAAUUAGGGUUAAAAGUUGUACAUCUAAGAAAAUGCUUUACAAAUAUCAUUUGCUGCCAUCAGCAAAUUUGGAGCAAGUUAUUGGUUCAUACCAUUGUUUAGUUUUAUAUAGAGCAAUAUAAAAACUUAACUUAAACAUGUAAAAAAACAUAUUGGAGUAAAAUACGAAACAAGGAAAUGAAUUGAAAAUUACAACAAUA